Caenorhabditis elegans is the source of this 552-nucleotide messenger RNA. It is a transcript of the gene T20F5.8, whose product is annotated as TPA-induced transmembrane protein. The record is from RefSeq and is marked reviewed. Lineage: Eukaryota; Metazoa; Nematoda; Chromadorea; Rhabditida; Rhabditidae. The transcript is spliced from 4 exons. Bases 12 to 470 code for a protein of 152 amino acids.
GUUCUUGAAGAAUGAUGGCUGAAAGUGUGCAACCGACAGGUAGAGCUGUCAGGCGGCUUGAGCCACUUGCCAUUGAAAUUCCUGGUGAGCCGGAGCCCUCCAACUCAUACGACGCGUUUUGUGAUAGACACUUCUCAGCGGAGAAUAUGGAAACGAAGACAAAAAUCUAUAUUUCGCUGCUAUUAAUUCUACCUUCACUGAUUUAUUUUCUCGUUGUUAUCAAUUUUCCGAAUCCGAAAAGAGUUCAUGUUGAGCCAUUUGAGACACCGACAGUUCUAAACAUUACAACAUUUUCUGAAGAGACAUUAUCCACUGAAGAGUACGCACAAGCUUUUGAAUUAGCCGUCAAGAACGAUCAAUUGGUUUUGCCAACUGGUGUCAGCAGUGAGACGAUAAGAAGAUAUGUGGCGUCCACUGCAAGAAGAGAUUCAAAUGAUGAAUCGACAGUUUAUCUGCUUCGUCACUCUUAAAAUUUCCUUAUUAUCCUAAUUUUGAGUUCAUAUUGUUUCAGAAUAAUGAAUAGACACUUUUAAAUAAAACCCCUGUUUUGAA